UGACAGAAGUUGACUCGCGUUAGUUCUGCGUCGAAGAAGGUGACGCCGGCGUCAUCCUGCGACGACGAAAGUCCUCUACGUCGUCGCGCAAGCCUGCCUCGUCUCUUUUUUUUUUUUUUUUUUUUCUCGUCCCCCGCCAUUAAGAUACGUUCGCGUACGCGUUCCUGUCGUCGCCUACGGACGAUCGCCCGGACGACGAAACGGCCGAGGGUCCGUCCUCUGCACACCUCCGCAGUCCUCCUUAGCGAAAGAGGACCGUUAUGUCGACGCGCGCCUGUAGGCCGCCACAGUAUUCCGGUCGAUACGAAGGGAUCGGACGACGUCCAUCUCAUCCGUGGCGCUGACUUCCGACAAGAGGCAGCUCUUGGCGACGCGACGUUCUCGAUGUCCCGAAGCGACGCUGCUCGUCGCGACGUCGCGUCUCGCAGGACGAUUCUCUGAGGGACGGCGUGCUCCUUGAUCAACUCCGUGAAAGUCAGCAUUGCAGAAUGGUGGUGGAUUACUGCUUGUCGAUUCAAGCCUCGGCAACUGCAGUAAGAAAGCAGGAGCGAAGGUUAGGUGGUACAGUGGGUGCAAAGAUGCAACCCAACAGUGGUGGAGGAUGUGGAAUGACACCUAAGGAGCUUUCUGACAAUGACGACUUAGCCACAUCUCUUGUGUUAGAUCCUUAUUUAGGAUUUACCACACAUAAAAUGAAUAUUAGGUAUAGACCAUUAAAAGCAAAUAAAGAUGAACUCCGAAAAAUUAUCUGUGAAUUUAUACAAACUCAAAAUUAUGAAAAAACAUAUAAAAAAUUAAUGGGCGGAGAUUGGGGUGCACGGCUUCCCCACACAAAAUCUAAGCAACAACAAAUCAAUUUGGAAAACCAUAUCAAACGAUAUUUACGUGUUUUUGACAAAGAUUCUGGAUUUGCAAUAGAACCAUGCUACAGAUAUACCAUGGAAGGACAACAGGGUGCAAAAAUAUGUGCAACCCGAAAAUGGCUAAAACAUGACAAAAUUUCCUGUCUUGUCGGUUGCAUUGCAGAGCUUAGCGAUAAGGAGGAAGCUGCCUUGCUACAUCCUGGAAAAAACGAUUUCUCUGUAAUGUUUAGUUGUCGAAAGAACUGUGCCCAGUUAUGGUUGGGUCCUGCUGCAUAUAUAAAUCAUGACUGUAGAGCAAACUGCAAGUUUGUGGCAACGGGAAGAGACACGGCGUGCGUCAAGGUAUUACGCGACAUCGAGGUGGGCGAAGAAAUCACGUGUUUCUACGGAGAGGAUUUCUUCGGUGAUGGGAACUGUUACUGUGAAUGCGAGACUUGCGAGAGGCGAGGAACCGGCGCGUUUGCGAGUCAGAAACCGGGAGAAGAACUGUCAUCUGGUUAUCGUCUGAGGGAAACAGAUAAUCGAAUCAAUCGAACUAAACACCGACAGCAGCCAGUGAGCAGGAACAAGCAGCAAGCCGAUACCGCUCUGACCGAGCGAAACGCGGUUCUGGUUGGGAACGCGGCAGUCGCGCCACAGUCUCUCAGCAUGAAAGAACUGCGACGUAAAGGUCUCACGAAGUACGACGCCGAAUUACUAAUUGCGCAAGGGUGCCGUUUCUCGGAUAUUAAUCAGCAACAGCCAACGAUUAACAAUGGCGAGAACGUGCUGCAGGCCCGACCGCAUUCUGCUGCGAUCACCACUUCCGUUACGAGAAACUUACGGAAGAAACAGAUGUGCAAAUUUGACGGCAACACCGGCGAAAGCGGCACCAUUAAAAAUACUCAAUCACUCAGAUCGUCUAGGCUCCACAAGAGAACAGAAUCGAAGAAAGGAAAAAUCGGUGUGAAGUCAGCAUUGCCUUGUCCGAAGGAUACGGAAGUAGCAGAUAUUGGUCAUCGGAAGGAGGAUUCCGACAGACUAUCGGUACACGAGGAGAAUCUGUUCUCGCGACUCCAGAAGCAUCAUUCGUCGAACACGUCGGAGAUGCGCCACGAUUUUUGCUUGGAUGAAUUACGACGGCAAAUCUCGACCGAAUCCUCGACCGAAAGCGAUUGUCCGCUGCGAUUGACAGAGAUGGAUGACGCCAGCGAGUUCAAUGGCGCUGGUGAGCCGGCAGACGAAGAGGAACGAGAAAUACCGGAUAUCACCGCGGAGAUCGAUUCUAAGGCAGUAGAUAACGUUAAUUCUUCCAGUUACAAAAAGAGACAUUAUAGUACAAACGUCUGUGAUUCAAUCCAAUUAAGUUCCAAGUCUCAAAUCCAUGUACAACAACAACGCUUACAUACUGCAGAAUUGAUUUCCGAUGGUAAUACAUGUCGAUCUAGAGAUUAUCGUGAUUCUUCGUCACCCGUGCGAGAUGUCGAGAACGAUUCUUGCGCAGCGAUUGAACGGGCGAUUUGUGUCAAGAAACGAUCCAAGUCGCACAACAAACGACUCUUAUCGUUAGACGAACGAGACGAUCGUAAGACACCGAACGAAGAAUCGUCUUGUGAUUUCGACGACGAUUCAUUGCUUGUAGCUGGAGAUAAGAGAAUUUUGCGACACGCAGAUUUCCGGGAGAGCAACAUCUCGCACGACGGAGCCCGUUCUCGUUUGGAAAACGAAAACUGCGACGUAAACCCCGCGAAAAUUCUUGAAUGCAGUGUACUGAUACAGAAGUACACUAUGGAAAAAGACGUGGAGAGCGAAAGCUGCGCGAGUCCAAUCGUUCCCGCAAUGGCGGCAAGCCGUUCGGAAAGUGCCGAGGUCUGUCGAUUAAAUUCCCAGGAAGUUGUAGAAACGAAAGUCAGUAUUGAGGAUGUUAUAAAGUGUCGUAGUAGCAAAAUUUCGAGCCAGGAAGAGGAGAACGUUGUUGAAAAAAGUGAUGCGUACGUUGAUGCGAAGAUUGAAACCGACAAAUAUGAAGAAUCGGCGUUACGCGCGACAGAAACAGACUCCGGAGUAGAUAUUAUCGAAGAAAGUAGCACAACGGACUUUAAUAACAUACAGACUGUGAAUUACGAUAGCGAUUUAACAGGUCAUAUGAGAGAACAGAGUCCUGUUCUCACAUUGAUGAGGAGAGCUAGAUCGUCUCGUAAGUCGCAGAAAAAGCUAUCGAGCGGCAAAUCCAAGUCCAAGUUUAGGUUGUUGACAGGAAGUGUUCAAGACAAAAUCGCAGAGACAAAGAAUCAUCGUAAAUCGAACAAGAGCAAGAACAAAUCGACCAGAAGCCAGAGGAGGGAUCGACGGAGAUCGACAACGACCGAGAUCGGCGAGGCCGACGAUGAUUCGGGUAUUCAGGGUGAUAUCUAUGAAUUUAGCGAAAAGGAGAGCAUGUUGGAGGACGUUGGCAUAUUGUCUAUACGUGGCAAGCAUGAAUCACGCCACGUAUCGCCUAUACAGGAUAUACAGUGUAACGACGAGUACAAUAAAACUGAGCCACCGGUGUUGGUUCCAGAAGAGCCGUGGCCUCCGUCCGAUGCGGCGGCUCAAAGCAAACAUAUCGCGGAUUCCAAUAGCAGUGCCCAAUGGGAAGAAAACUGUGAUGUUGAAAAGAGUUUGCAAAGAUUAACAGCCUAUGAAAGCAGCAGUAGCACACGUAAAUCAAAUGUGACUUCAUCCGAGUGCCAAUGGCAGAUGAACAAUUCAAGCAACUGUCGAGUUUGUCCCGUUACACCAGAAAAGACCGGAUCGCUGAAGCUGACCUUGCGCAUGAAGCGAUCGCUGGUGAUGGAAGACGUUACCGAGUCUGGCACUAGCGAGGACAGCAUUGAACCGGAGUACGAGGUGUUGCGUGUCGAAGGAUUGGAUUGUAAACGACGGAAGAAGCACAAGAGCAAAGAUCGCGAGAGACGGCACAAGAAAUCGCGCGAGCUUACUUUCGAACCGCCACCACCGCCACCACCACCCAUGAAGAGAUUACGCUUGAUUUUGGGCAACGAGACACGCACUAUCGAUCUACCGCACUCUUAACAGCUAUAAUUCCUCCUUCUCUCGUUCUCCUUAGCCACAUCCGCGUCAUUACGUAAUAUCAAUUUCAUUGCGACAGACUAUAUCUUUCUUGAAUAUACAAUAAUAAAAAGAACAAAAAUAAGGAAAGAUCACUUAAGAAAUUUUAGGCCUCCUCGUCCUACGGCACGUGAAAGCAAUUUCGUGUCAAGGUUUUGAGAUACUUUUCGCGAUUAAACCUCAGUUAGAAGCACGAUAGUGACCGCUUAUAUCAUAUUGAUUCUAGAGAGCUCACUACGGACUUGUUUAUUUUUCAAUAGAGGCAGAUCUUUGACUGCACGACAAGGAGAAAGCGUCAGCGACUUUAGACAAAAGAGACGCGAGGAAGGAAUAAAUUGCCUCGGGCAGCUCGUAAACUAAACAACGCUUGAGCUCCUCGACGAAAUAUGAAAGGAAUGACUCAUUGCGGUAUAAGUGGCCAUUACUGUAACACUAGCAUUUUUUCUCUUUCUCUCUUAAUCUGUCUUUUUAUCCCUUUCGCUCUUGUAUAGUUCCUGUUAUUUAAAUCGUCUAGUAAUCAGAGUAAUGUAUAUCUUAUUCUAUAACAACGAAUCUCUAAGGGCCUAUUUAAGAAAUGUAAACGGAAGAUGUGUGAGAAAAAAAUUUUUUAAUCGCACACAUAUUUUUCUCGCAUAGAGUUAAAUAUUGCGUGCGUAAAUUUAAUCAGGAAAUAAUAUGUGAACUCAGAUAUCGUAAAGUUCUACGAAGAUUAUUUGUGACCGCCCAAGUAUAUAUACUUAAAAAACCACAAUUCUAAUUCACAAUUUACAAUUAGUCAGAAAUUAAACAUUCGAGCAAGAUACAAACAUGUUAUUUUUUGAAGUUUGCUAUCUCGGACAAAAAAGGAGAAGAUUGAUAAUACAAUAUCGUGUUAAACUCUUCAAAUAGCCUUUCUCCUUUUUCUUUCUGCAUACUUUUUUUUUUAAGAAGAUUAAUCUAACUUCCUGGCAAAACUAUAUUUGACAAAUUAAUUUAGUAGUUUGUGUUUUUUUUUUUUUUUUUUUUUAUAAAUUUCACAUUCGAAUCUUUUCGAAUGUUCAUUAUUAUACUUGCUGCGUUCCGUCUGUAAGAUACAUUAAAACGGAGAAGGACGAAGGAGGAAGAUCCUAAUCCUUAUACAUAUAUAUAUAUAUAUAUAUAUAUUAUGUAUAAUAAUUAUCUAAUUAAAUAAUCGAAUUGAAAUUAUUAGCAUUAUAUUGUAAUCGUUAUUCUCGAAUGAAAGGUCAGAAAUAUCGUGAACAGAACUUCUUGUAAAU
Pseudomyrmex gracilis is the source of this 5209-nucleotide messenger RNA. RefSeq names its product histone-lysine N-methyltransferase KMT5B (gene Hmt4-20). Bases 489 to 3917 code for a protein of 1142 amino acids. The transcript has 9 exons. Lineage: Eukaryota; Metazoa; Arthropoda; Insecta; Hymenoptera; Formicidae. Gene Ontology annotation, molecular function: protein binding; histone H4K20 methyltransferase activity. The record is from RefSeq and is a predicted model, not a curated record. Gene Ontology annotation, cellular component: nucleus.